AUGCACCACCAAUUAAUUUUAUUAGUUGAAUGGGCCAAACAAUUAGAAGAAUUUCGACGCCUUUCAUUAUUUUCCCAAAUUGCUUUGCUCAGACAUUUUUCAGCUCAACAUUUGGUUAUUUGUGCUGCUUAUAGGUCUUCUAAACACAUUUCAAGUUGUGAAAGUAAUGAUGCUAUUUGGUUGGCUAAUGAUCGUUGUGUGCCUAGAGAUGCUCCUAAAUUGCCUGAUGUUAAUCGUGUUGUUGCCCGUAUUUUAGACCAUUUAACAGCCCCAAUGCGUCGUCUCCAUUUAGAAGAUAGAGAAUUUGUUGCAUUAAAAGCUGUUGCUUUUUUUGAUCCAAUGGCAAAAGAUAUAGAAGAACCAGCCAAAUUAGAAAUAGAAAAAAUUCGGCAACAAAUAAUGUUGGCAUUUGAAUAUCAAGUAACCAAUAAAGUUAAUAAUCAACAAUUAAUUUCCUUGAAUAAUCGACUGGCUAAUUUAUUAUUAUUAUUACCCCCAUUAAUGGCUAUUGGAAGAGAUUUGGUGGAAGAAGCACAAUUGGCCAAACUUUUUGGUUUGGCAAAUGUAGACGAAUUAAUGGCAGAAUUAUUGUUACCCGAAGAUGCAGAAACCCGUAGUUAUUCCCGUUUGAGGACAAGUGUUACUUCUUCAAUUGUACAGUCUAAUGUAACUUCCCCAAAUCCGCCAGCUACUUCUCCACAAAUGUUACAAAUUCCUGGGAUUGUGACAGCAGCAACGGCGAAUAAUUCACAAUCGAUUUUGUCAAUUCCUCCAUAUUCUUCAACAUCUUCACUUAUGUUACAAAUUGGUUGUUGUAGUACUUUACCUUUACAACAACAACAAAAUUCUUUUGGAAAUUUACAACAAAUAAAUAGAGAAAAAUAA
Molecule: messenger RNA, 885 nt
Organism: Meloidogyne enterolobii
Lineage: Eukaryota; Metazoa; Nematoda; Chromadorea; Rhabditida; Meloidogynidae
Source: the annotation of a GenBank genome assembly